Penicillium olsonii is the source of this 1686-nucleotide messenger RNA. NCBI's taxonomy places the organism in Eukaryota, Fungi, Ascomycota, Eurotiomycetes, Eurotiales, Aspergillaceae. The record is from the annotation of a GenBank genome assembly.
AUGCCAACCAGAGGUGUCUACCCCUAUAACCUGGGGUCGUUUGGGAAGACCGUCACCACCAACAGUCCGGAGGCACAAUUAUGGUUCAAUCGUGGACUCACGUGGGCCUACUCCUUCAACCACAAGGAGUCCAUCGUGUGCUUCCAACAGGCGCUGGUGCAUGAUCCGUCGUGUGCGAUGGCUUAUUGGGGGGUGGCCUACUCUCUCGGCCCCAAUUACAAUAAACCCUGGGACUUCUUUGGCAAUGAGCUGACAUCUGUGAUCGAAAAAACCUAUUGGGCCGCCCAAAAGGCCGUGGUGCUCGCCGCUAAUGCUUCGCCGGUGGAGCAAGCACUUGCCAAAGCGCUGACCGCGCGCUAUCAAAGCGAAAAACCGGUCAGCAUGGAGCAACUGGCCGCCCAAAAUAUCGCAUAUGCGGAUGCAAUGGAGGAGAUCUAUCAAGAAUUCAGUGAUGAUUUAGACGUGGUCACGAUCUAUGCUGAUUCCAUGAUCAGCCUCACUCCCUGGAGGCUAUGGGAUCUGGUUACGGGAAAACCAGAUCCAGCCGCCCGCACCGUGGUGGUGAAAAGGGUUCUCGAGAAGGCACUCGAGAACAAAGAGUCCACCAAGCAUCCCGGUCUCUUGCAUAUGUAUAUUCAUUUGAUUGAAAUGUCACCAUUUCCAGAACUGGGUCUGCGAGCCGCCGACUAUCUCCGGGACUUGGUUCCGGAUGCUGGCCAUAUCACUCACAUGCCUUCGCAUCUGGAUGUCCUGGUGGGGGACUACCGAAGCGCUGUUCGUGCGAACCAGCGCGCAGCCAUUGCGGACGAGAAAUAUCUGGGACGGGAAGGUCCCUACAAUUUCUACUCCGUCUAUCGAAUGCACACAUAUCACUCGCUCAUCUAUGCAGCCAUGUUUGCAGGCCAGAAGCAGACCGCUUUCGAGGCCGUGGAUCGCUUGGAGGCGACUUUGCCCAAGAAAUUACUCGCAGCGAUGGCCGAUUACAUCGAAAUUUUCAUGUCCGUGCGGGUACACAUCAUGGUCCGAUUCGGCAUGUGGGAAGAAAUCAUUCAAGUCCCCAUCCCCUCAGAACCAGAGAUAUAUUGCAUGACAAUAGCAACCUGGCACUACGCCAAGGGUGUCGCAUUUGCGGCCACGGGAAAUGUCCCCGAGGCAGAAGAGCAGCGAGCGCUGUUCCGCGAGGCCCGGACACGGGUCCCUGAAACGCGUCUAGACUGGCCGAACAAAUGUACUGAUAUCCUUGGCGUGGCAUCAGAAAUGCUAGAUGGUGAGAUCGAAUACCGCCGUGGCAACUACACGGAAGCGUUCGAGAGUCUGCGCCGCUCCAUCGAAUUGGAUGAUGGACUGGGCUACGCCGAGCCCUGGAGCUGGAUGCAGCCCACACGCCAUGCAUAUGCUGCUCUCUUGCUGGAGCAAGGGCAUGUCGAGGAUGCAGCAGCUGUCUACCGCGCUGACUUGGGUCUUGAUGGCACUCUUAUUCGGGCGCGUCAGCACCCGAAUAACGUGUGGGCUUUGCAGGGCUACCAUGAAUGCCUGGUGCGACUUGGAAAGACCGAAAUGGCUCGAGUGAUCGAGCCUCAGUUGGCAAUAGCGGUUGCGGUGGCCGAUGUGCCCGUGACUUCUUCUUGCUUCUGUCGACUGGAUACCUCCCAGGCACCGAACGUCAGCAAUGGUUGUUGUAAAUGA